This is a messenger RNA of Xyrichtys novacula (pearly razorfish), 5293 nucleotides long. Lineage: Eukaryota; Metazoa; Chordata; Actinopteri; Labriformes; Labridae. The record is from the annotation of a GenBank genome assembly.
AUGACCGUCGCACAACAUCAACACCUUCCACCGCUCACCAUCGGUGAACAAGACAUAGAGAACGUCGAGAACUUCACUGACCUCAGAAACAACAUCUCAAAUACUGGAGAAAGACGCACAGACCAGAAGUGGCAAAGCUGCAGGAGUCUUCCAACGACCCCGGAACAUCUGGUCGUUGAAUUCCAUCACCACGGCAACAAAGCUACGCCUCUAUAUGUCAGUGGUCAUCCCUACAGCGACCUACGCCUGUGAGACGUGGACGUAGACAGCCAGCAUCACCAACAAGUUGGAUGUCCUCCAUGGACGGUGCCUCAGAUCCAUCCUGAAGAUCUCAUGGAGAGACUGUGUAUCUUCUACACGGAACAGACGGUCUUAUUUUCACCAAGAACUCACUGAGAUACGACCGUCGUUAGGUCCAAAGCUGGAUCAGGUGUCCUGGAGCUUAAUGAGACACAGGUGUGUCUCUGAGAUGAGUGACAGGUGUGCAGGAGGAGGUCAGAUGACGGAGGAGACAUGUCGUACCGAAGAGUCUCUGAUGAAACCCGAAUAUUGUGAAGAACAUCUCUCAGUGAGGUUCUUCAAGGAAAUGAGAGAAAACCAAGAACUGAUGUGACUGAAUCAAGUGAAGACCACUGACUGGGUCUGUUUCCAGCUGAGGAAACGAAUGAAUGAAUGAAUGAAAGAGUCCGACUGCUCCCAGGGUUUCAUCAGCUGUGACGGUGAACAGGUGCAGAAGGUCCUCAUGUCUCCACAGCUGGGGGGUCGUCUCGUAUCUAAACCUUCAUCACGUCAAACAUCAGACUUUCUAAAUGACAGAGAAGUCUCAUGUUUUCAUCCUCAUGUUCUCACACACAGCAGAAGUGAACACAUGAGUCCAGGUCCUCCGAUAGGUUCAGUUCUGCUGCCCCCUGGUGGAGAAAGAGUGGAUGACCGUUCACAGUUACAUCACUGUGGGAGUGGUGAGCGGAGAACAAUGAACAACAUGUUCCCUCAUCACUCUAACACACACACACACACACACACACACACACACACACACACACACACACACACACACACACACUCAGUGAUAAAGUUAUGAUGUUAUAAUAAAGAGCAGUUAAAGAGGUUCAAUUUCAUUGAUGAGUGUUUUGUCCUUUUUUAUUCCUCCUUUGGUUUGUAUCUGUUUAAACAGAGGAAACUCUGACCAAUCACAGCCCUCGAUUGUCCCUCAGGGGGCGGAGAACACAAAUGCAAAAACAAACAUAAAUACACAAUAAUACACAUAAGAUAAUAAAUAUGUUUACAUCCAGACAACUGAGACCGGCACUCCCUCCAGUAUCCAGCAGGGGGAGCCAAACCAAAUAAAGAAGAAUUAAAAGAUUCAUAGGCUGUGUCUCAUUUCAGAGACCGCAUCGACCUAAGUGCCCUUCUGCACCGUCGAACGGUGCAUUUGAAGUGUGCAUGACGUCACGACGGUGCGAACGGUGUCCCGUUUGGCACGAGAUGCUAAAAAAUGCUAAGCGCGCUUAGCAUGUUUUCAAGCGUGCAUUUAUCCACGCUUUCGUGCCGUCGGUAUCCCAGAAUCCUUUGCGUGCCGCUGCACAGCUGCGCAUUUCAGGUGAGAGGCUGGACUCGCUUGGAGACGCAGCGCGUCUUCAAAGAAAUUACAAGCAAUCCAAAAACAGCAGACAGUCAGCUCAGGCUGUAUGAGAGCAUGAUCUCUGAACUCACUAAAAUCUGUAAACCAAACAUUAUAGAUUUAGAGACGAACUGAUCCGCUCUGCUUCAACUAUCAAAAACAUUAGAAAUGAGAAAGCUGACAAAACUACAGCAGAGUAUCAGGACAACAUUGAGGUUUUUUUCUUUUAAGAUUUAGAGAUUAAAGUUGUAAAUUUAGGAGAAUAAAGUCAUAAAGUAAAUAAAGUCAUAAAGCUGCUUUUGUGGAGGGGGAAAUGACUGAAGCUGGUCAUCUGCAGGGUUAUCUGUGGAUGUAUCAGCGGGUCAUUCAGAGAGAUUUUGUGGUUUCUGAAGAAACAAUCAAACUGAUGAUGAUCAACAUUUGUGAUCCAGAGGGAGUCGAGCUCCGACGAGCACCACGUCUCUGACACCGGCCGUAGCCUACACCUGCAGAAACACCAACACCUUAUUAUGGCAUAUGGAUUCAUAUCAUAAAUUAAAGCUCAAUGUCAUUCACGGAUAUUUACGGCUGCAUUGACAGAUAUAUCCUCAGCAUAUUCAUUUCUGCCUCCACAAAAGCAGCGAUUUCCUUCAAGUACACCAGUUUUUUUCCCGUGGAAAAGACGUAUUUCUCAUAUAUUCUUUUUUUAAAGUCUUUAUACUUAUGACAAUGUGAUGCUGAUGUGCCAGAGGAUGAAGUAUCCCCUAUCCUCCUUCUCAAUAUGGCCCUCAUACUCCUUCAUACAAAACAAUCAUUGGAUGAAUUUUGUGGGAAUGAUCUGUGCUUGUAUGUAUCUACUAUUUUGUGUCUGUGCAAGGUCGCACAAUUAAAACAAUACAUGCUGCGCUCCGCAGCUUUUUUUCUAAUCAGUCGUGACGUAAGCCUGAGGGCGGGGACAUUUGGAGACCUUCGGAGGACUUCCUGGUGGAGUUGCCAAAUGUCCCCGCCCUCAGGCUCGCGUCACGACUGACUUAAAGGAAACCCGCGGAGCGCAGCAUUUAUUGUUUUAAUUGUGCAACCUUGCACAGACACAAAAUAGUAGAUACAUACAAGCACAAUUCAUCCAAUGAUUGUUUUGUAAGAAGGAGUAUGAGGGCCAUAUUGAGAUUUAAGACUUUAAGGACUUCGAGAUUUAAGUCGUGAAUUUACGAGAAUAAAGUCAUUAAUUUAUGAGAAUGAAGUCAUAACCUGUUAUUUCAGAGAGACUUGUUAAAAUUAGGGCCAUGAAGCAUUUGAAGGAACUGUGCUUCAGUAUAGGUUUCACAAACAAGGAGAUUCUUCAUCCUCUGGCACAUCAGCAUAACAUUGUCAUAAGUAUAAAGACUUUAAGAAGAAUAUAUGAGAAAUACGUCUUUUCCACGGGGGAAAAAUAUUGGUGUACUUGAAGGAAAUCGCUGCUUUUGUGGAGGCAGAAAUGAAUAUGCUGAGGAUAUAUCUGUCAAUGCAGCCGUUAAUAUCCGUGAAUGACAUUGAGCUUUAAUUUAUGAUAUGAAUCCAUAUGCCGUAAUAAGGUGUUGGUGUCUCUGCAGGUGUAGGCUACGGCCGGUGUCAGAGACGUGGUGCUCGUCGGAGCUCAACUCCCUCUGGAUCACAAAUGUUGAUCAUCAUCAGUUUGAUUGUUUCUUCAGAAACCACAAAAUCUCUCUUAAUGACCCGCUGAUACAUCCACAGAUAACCCUGCAGAUGACCAGCUUCAGUCAUUUCCCCCUCCGCAAAAGCAGCUUUAUGACUUUAUUUACUUUAUGACUUUAUUCUCCUAAAUUUACAACUUUAAUCUCUAAAUCUUAAAAGAAAAAAAAAACUCAAUGUUGUCCUGAUACUCUGCUGUAGUUUUGUCAGCUUUCUCAUUUCUAAUGUUUUUGAUAGUUGUAACACAGCGGAUCAGUUCGUCUCUAAAUCUAUAAUGUUUGGUUUACAGAUUUUAGUGAGUUCAGAGAUCAUGCUCUCAUACAGCCUGAGCUGACUGUCUGAUGGUUUUGGAUUGCUUGUAUUUUCUUCGAAGACGCGCUGUGUCUCCAAGCGAGUCCAGCCUCUCACCUGAAAUGCACAGCUGUGCAGCGGCACGCAAAGAAUUCUGGGAUACCGACGGCACGAAAGCGUGCAUACAUGCACGCUUGAAAACGAGGCGGGGGUAGUGUGGUUUUGAGACCGAAUUUGAAGCGCGCUUAGUAUUUUGUGCCAAACGGGACACCGUUCGUGCCGCGUGGUGACCUCACGUACGCGUCAGAUGCGCCGUUCGAUGGCUGCUGUAUCUGAAAUGGGACACAGGAAGGGCACAGAACGGCGCAAAACGGCGUAAAACGGCUCAAAACGGCAGUGCACUCAGCUAAGCGCCGUUAAGCGCGCUUAUCACGAUGCGGUCUCUGAAAUGAGACACAGCCAUAGAGUAAACUAAGAAAAAUAUAGUUUUAUACUAAAUAUACUUGAUCACAUAGAAGAAAUAUUAAUUCUAAAUAUUAUAACACCGAUUGUUUUUACAAUACGCCAAUAAUUAUAAUAAAGUAACCUGUGUAGUUUUGAGUAGAUAUCUGUGUGUUUAAUAUGUAGGUGUUUAUACAGAUGUUUGUCAUUUACAUAAUUUUUUUUUUUUUAAUUCUCUAAUCUGUGAGGAAGAGUCAGGACUACAUAAACUCUGUUUCAUUCUGUUUCUUCUCAAACUGUUUAUUUUUGACAAACAUGUUAGUGUACAUUUAUCUUUGACGUGGACAGAUGUUUUCUUUUCUUUCUAGUUUAUUUUUAAUUUUUAAUUUUUUUUAAAUUUGCUCUUAAAGUUUGAGAUAAAUAAAGAAGAAAAAAAGAAAGAAAGAAAGAAAGAAAGAAAGACUGGGUCAUGAUAAACAUUAUUUAAAGUAUUUUUUCCUCCAGAUGUCCAGCAGAGGGAGCUCUUACUUAUUCCCCAGUUUUAACUAAUGUCUCCUUUACCAGGUUUUCUUCGAGAGGUCCAGCAGGGGGCGCUGUAAGUGGUUCCCUCAGUCCUUCAGUUAGACCUGAGUGCAGGAUUGGGGUUGUGGAGUAAAGGGGGGCCCUGAGGACCUGCAGAGGUGUGGGGUCAGCUGCUGCUCCAGCUUUGGUCCUCUGUCUGCAGGUGUGUCUCUGUCCUCAGGUGUGUCUCGGUCUGCAGGUGUGUCUCCUCCUGCUCUCAGGUCUGCAGUCUCUCACUCUCUGUUGAGGGUCUGUUUUUGAGUCUCAGUGGCUCCAUCUAGUGGACGUAAAGCCUAAAUGCUGUAACGACUACGCUGUUCAAAAUCUACAUGGAUGAGCUCUGAGGGAACUGUGGAGCUUCUGUAACCUAGCAACAGAGGGCGCCAGUGAGAGACGCUCUGUAAUGGAGGUCAAAGGUGUUUACCUGACUUCUGCACAAACAGACGGAGCGAAUGUUGGUUUGGAUGUUCUGGACAGAAGUUUCCAAACAUUUCCGUCAGGUCGAUCAAAGAUCUGAACGCUCUGCUGUUCCCCUCAGAGAGAUUCCCAGCAGCUCUCCUGGCAUCAGGUCAGGAACCUGAGGAGGAGGAGGAGGAGGAGGAGGAGGAGGAGGAGGAGGAGGAGGAGGAGGAGGAGGAGGAGACCUGCAAACAUCCAGGAACAUCCAGGAACAUCCAGAGACUCGGGUUUUCCUGGAGCUUCUGGAAAUGA